AUGUCGACCACUACGGAACACACAUUCGGCGAAAAGUGCCGCCUCGCGUCUGUGCCUCAUGUCGAGGGCGCGGAUGGUCGUCCGCCAAUCGAAGCCCAAUUUUUCUAUGCCUCUGUAAUUCCCAUCGAUGACCCGCUCUCGGCAACAUCCACUAUCACAACCUCUGACGCGCGAUCGGGCAAAACCCCGUUGCGGCCAUUCGCUAGAGGGGAUAAUAAUGCUUUAGAGAAAGCUUGGAUAAGCCUACAAACCGAGGAAGAUCAAAGUGCGCACGGAAACGCGAAGAAAGGUCGGGAAGCAACGCCCGAAGUUGAGAAGGCCAGUACCGAAAAGAGAACGCUGCUGGUGCAGAGUCUAGCUUUGAGGCACUGGGAACUUCACAAGGGAGGCAUACAGCCCCAAGAGCUGUCACUUCCCGUAGAAGUAGCAGCGACUGCGCGGAACGAGACCGCCUGUUGCACGGCUUUAUCAGCUGACGUCGGCGAAGAAUUGGAGAGGACAUUCUGCUCUCUUGCAAGAGAGAUCAGUCCGUCUCUCACUGUCGAAAGUGUUGUGAAGGACGUGGUGAGUAUUGUUGAUCGACUGCGAGACUCUGACGCCCGUCUUGCAGAAGAAGCAAACAUCAGGAAGCAGGAAGUUGCGGCUACGAAGAGAUCGAGUACGGGGUCUUUGCCUCGCUCGCCUCGUGAUUCUUUGAAAUCUUCGACCCCAACCAGUAAAGCCAAGGCUGCCUUGCGUAGUGAAGGUGCUUAUGCAGAUGCUCAUGAGUCAAGUCGCCGCCACGAUGGCCGAGUACGGUCAGGAUCUCAGCCCACAAGCCAUUCGUCCAGGGCACAGACGCCUGUCGGAAGCCCGGCACAACCGAGAGGGCCCAUGGCUGACGACGGUAUAUCUGGUCAGCCGUUCGUGCGAGUCCCUAGCAGCGGAGGACCCCCAAAGGCUGUCAUUCCUAUUCCGAGAUAUGGCACCUUGACACAAGAAGAGGCCCACGAUGCUGAUAUUGACCAUGUGGAAGUGCUGGAAGACCCCAAGCUUGAAGCCAUUAAACUUGCUGAAGCUGUAAAGACCACAAAAUGGGGAAAGGAGGCUAUAGAUGUUCCCGUCGGGGUAUCUAGACUUCACAUGGUGUCAUUGCCCAAUUUGCAAAUGAAGCCUAUUUAUUGGUCUCCGAUCAACGACAUGGCAGUGGUCACAAGGGCAACUUGGUUCUACAGAGACACGAUGAUGCCUGUGCCAUGUAUUGUUGCCAAUCAACUUGAAGCUGGCUACCACGACCUGCGCCCAUGGAGUCAGACGUGGGCCGACGAAGUGAAGUGCGCCAUAGACAUCGGUGCCCUAGGCGAAGAGAAAGUUGCGCAUUGCCUGUGGCCAAGAGACAUCACUCAAAAGACUGCCAAGUCGCACGGCAAUGCUCAAAUAAGUCGAACACAUCCCCCAAUUUCCGCCGAUCCGUACUGCGCUGCCCGCUGCUUUCGAGGCGAGGCAGCUGCCGAAGGCUCUAUUGAACCGUCAAAGAUGUCUCGCGGUGACACGGACGUAUCCAACCGGCCUUUUCAAAAUUAUCACGUCAUAUACAAGGACGACAAGGUGGCCUUCUUGCUGAAGCCUAGUUUGAGCCCUUCGGCAUACUACGGCAGGCGGCCACUGUCCAAGAUUAUGAAAGGUAUUACGGUUGGGAUACCCAUAGUGAGAGGCUUUGACAGGCCGAAAUGGGAGCGCAAGCAUGAGAAGAAGCCAGCGCAACAGGGAUCGGUAGCUUCACCCCCAAUCGCGUCGCGAGGUGAGCAAGGCGAACUCCUCUGCCCAGGAUGCGAAGCAGAAAAGAAUCGAGGUCAGGUUACCGACCUCGUUCUGGUCGCCCACGGCAUUGGGCAAAAGUUUGCUGAGAGAGUCGAGAGCUUCCACUUCACACAUGCAAUCAACGGGUUUCGUCGAGCGGUCAACAUUGAACUAGGAACGCCACUCGUCCAAGGAAUACUUCGAGAGAGCCAGAACGGGAUGAUGAUCCUACCCCUCAACUGGAGAUUGGGGCUGUCUUUCGAAGAAGGCGGUCCGAUGCACGAGGAGGACAAGGCCCAUCAAGCGACAGACGGCUUCGGCCUGAAAGACAUUGAGCCGACCACGAUCCCGGCAGUCCGCAGCAUGAUCUCAGAUGUUAUGUUUGACAUACCGUUCUACAUGUCACAUCACAAAGGCAAAAUGAUCAAAGCCUUGGUGACCGAGGCCAAUCGAGUGUAUCGACUAUGGUGCAGGAACAAUCCUGGGUUUGCAGAGCACGGCCGCGUGCAUUUGAUCGGUCAUUCGUUGGGCAGCGCGAUGGCCUUGGAAGUUCUUUCGAGGCAGCCAACAAGCGUCCCGCAUCUGAACCUGGCACAGCCCGAACCGGAGACUUCGUUCUUCGAGUUCGACACCAAGAAUCUCUUCCUCGUCGGUAGUCCUGCAGGAUUCUUCCUGCUUCUCGAAAGGGGCAGCCUGAUGCCACGUCGCGGCAGAAGCAAGCCUGGCGCAGAGUCCGCAGAUACCACGGCAAGUGGCGUUGUCGGCGAGGCUGGCACAUUCGGGUGCCUAGCAGUAGACAACAUAUACAACAUCCUCGCCAAGGAAGAUCCGAUUGCCUAUCUGUUAAACGGGGCCGUGGAUCCUACAUACGCGGCCAGUCUCAAGGUUGCGCAUGUCCCUAGCACGGCCUCAUCGUUCUUCAAAGCGUUUGGGGAUGCGUUUCGCUACGUUAUACCUGGGAUGCAACCAGCGGAAAGAACCUUUGCUCCCGAACCCGCACGCCCCCCAGCAUUCAGGCUCCCGUCCCAGCUCGAGCUCGAAGUACACGAUUUCACUCGGGAGGAAAUCGCGGAGAAGAAGGUCUUUUUGCUGAACGACAAUGGUCAAAUUGACUACUAUCUACGAUCUGGAGGUGGACCUCUCGAGAUUCAGUAUUUGAACAUGUUAAGUGCGCAUACCAGCUAUUGGACCAACCUCGAUUUCAUUCGCAUGCUCUGUAUCGAAAUAGGCAGAGAGCCUGGACGAGGCAACACCCUUCCUGCGAUGAGAGCCGUGAAGGCCACAAAGCGCCUGGUUCCGUGA
Messenger RNA from Emericellopsis atlantica, 3081 nucleotides. RefSeq names its product DDHD domain-containing protein. The transcript has 2 exons. The coding region runs from base 1 to 3081 and encodes 1026 amino acids. Gene Ontology annotation, cellular component: cytoplasm. The record is from RefSeq and is a predicted model, not a curated record. Gene Ontology annotation, molecular function: metal ion binding; glycerophospholipase activity. Lineage: Eukaryota; Fungi; Ascomycota; Sordariomycetes; Hypocreales; Bionectriaceae.